Molecule: messenger RNA, 1782 nt
Organism: Nerophis lumbriciformis (worm pipefish)
Lineage: Eukaryota; Metazoa; Chordata; Actinopteri; Syngnathiformes; Syngnathidae
Source: RefSeq, a predicted model, not a curated record
AUGGACAUGGACAAUCAUCAAGAAGGAGAGACACAGGGAGUCAAGAUUUGCGAUCCACCCAUAAAAAGCACCACAACAGCAGCAGACACCCUGGCAACCUCACUUUCACUCUUGGGGAAUCACAUGUUUCCGGAUCUGGUGGCCAGGAAGACUGCACAAGAGGAGGAACGGACACAAGCUGUACCGGAAGAACCCCUUCAGGACUCGGGAAGCUCCAUCGGUUCUUCAACGACUGAGCCGAAAGUCGAGGAGCAUCAAGAUGACGCCACAAAUGCCUCGCAAAGCGACUCAGAAGAUUUUGUCAUCACCAUGCUGGCUAAGGCCAAGCUAGAGGAGCAAGGCCUCGGCUUGAAGGGUCGUUCAUCGCCACUAUUGGAGACGGGCGUCCAAGAAUCUCCCCUCGCUGUUCACAGCACGACCCACCGCGAAGAGGACGUGAUGGCAGAAAGCUGGCGGCGUCACAGAAAGCAUGUUUUUGUGCUAAGUGAAGCUGGAAAGCCUAUCUAUUCACGCUACGGCAGCGAAGAAGCUCUCUCAUCAACGAUGGGCGUCAUGAUGGCACUGGUGUCCUUUGUGCAAAGUGGAGAUAACAUCAUACGCUCCGUCUACUCAGAGGAGCACACAGUUGUCUUCCUCCAAAAAGGGCCCCUUGUGCUCGUGUGCGUGUCCAGUAGCCGUCAGUCGGAACAGCAGCUGCGCACCGAGCUCCUCUACGUCUACUACCAGAUCAUCAGCAUGCUAACGCAGGCCAGCAUCUCUCGCAUCUUCGAGCAUAAGAAAAACUACGACCUGCGUCGUCUUCUGGCCGGCUCUGAGAAGAUCCUGGACGGCCUCCUGGACCUGGUGGACUCAGACCCAAGCUUCUUGCUAUCGGCCGUGCACUGCCUGCCGCUGGCGUCCUCCCUCAGGGACUCGCUCAGCCAGAUCCUGCAAAAGGCUAUCACGCCUAACUUGGUUUUCUCCAUUCUGGUCGCCAAGAAGCAGCUCCUGACUGUCGUUCAGGAGAGGGCGGUAAUCGACGACGCCCGCCUGGAGCCAGCUGACGUCCACUUGCUGCUGAAUCUCGUGGGCGCCUCGUCCGCCUUCCAGGCCGGCGAGAUCUGGACUCCCAUCUGCUUGCCGCUCUUUAACCCCGACUGUUACUUCUACGCUUACAUCUCCUACCUGGACCCGCCCGAGUGCACGGUGUGCCUGCUGUUACUCUCCACUGACAAGGAGGCUUUCUACGCCGUGGCCGAUUGCAAACGCCGCAUCGAGGAGGCCAUGGCGGCGCAGGGCUCAUUGGGGCUUAUUGCCAAAGCAAGGCCGUAUGUUGUGAGUCAGGUGGGCGUGGCUGACUUACGGCACUUCAUGUACAAGCCCUUUGACGUCCCCGACAACCAUCGCCAGCUCACGCAGUUCACCAGCCCCGAGAUGGAAGCUCCAUACCACACAGAGGAGGAGAAAAUGAGGCUCUUGGACCUUUACCGGUUCAUGCACAGUCGCAUCCACAGUAGCUCUCGACCCCUCAAACUCAUCUACCACGUUGCCCAGAGGGAAACUCUUCUAGCGUGGGUGACAAGUAAAUUCGAGCUAUACACGUGCUUCAGCCCGCUGGUGACUAAGGCGUGCGCCAUCACGGUCAUCACUAAGCUCCUCCGCUGGAUCAAGAAGGAGGAGGAUCGUCUCUUCAUCAGAUAUCCGCCCAAGUACUCUACCACACCCAAUCCCGCCAAAAGCUCACGGGGGGCCAAGGCGGAGCCACUGGACUCUGCCGACAAUGGCUUCCUGUCCCUGCUUUGA